GUUUCCCAUUGGAGGAGGGCAUGGACGUGUCCUGUGAGGUCAUCCCCAUGGAUGUGGGAGAAGCUGCGGGAUGACGCCACCCUCUCGCUCCGCCCUGCUGCAAACUCGACGCUCGCGUUCAUUUCAUUCCUGCUCUCAUUCCGAGCAUUCUUCGCAUCUCUAUCGGUGCGGCGGAGAUUCCCGUUCACAUUCCGGCCGGCCCCAAAACACAAGAAUAACUUUACACAGUUUGCAAAAAAACUAUACAAACCCACACUAGAACAAAACAAAGGGGCCGAACUUAAAUUUUGAUAUAAAUAAAGCGGACGUUAAGUUGGCUACGCUGCACAUUUCGGAGCGCCGCACAAAUAUAGCGCGGAGAGACUUGUUGCUCGCGUAUCUUUGGCGUUUAUUCACCAGCUUCUGGUCGGAUCUUAACCGAUUCACCCUAGUCUGCUCCAGGCUUCGGCUUGGAGGUCUCAACCGCCACCAUUGAUCCCAGCAGCUGGAGCGGCAGCGAAAGCUCUGCCGAAGACAUCGAGAGGAUGAGCGACUCGGCAGACAAGCCCAUCGACAAUGAUGCUGAGGGGGUGUGGAGCCCUGACAUAGAGCAGAGCUUCCAGGAGGCGCUGGCCAUCUACCCGCCCUGUGGACGCCGCAAAAUUAUCCUCUCAGAUGAAGGAAAGAUGUAUGGUCGAAACGAGCUGAUUGCCCGAUACAUUAAACUCAGAACCGGGAAGACAAGGACACGGAAGCAGGUGUCUAGUCACAUACAGGUCUUAGCAAGAAAGAAAGUUCGAGAAAUCCAAGCUGCCAUCAAGGUGUCUAGUCACAUUCAGGUUCUUGCCAGAAGGAAAUCUCGUGAAUUACAUUCCAAGCUAAAGGUGACAAGCAUGGAUCAGAGCGUGAAGGACAAAGCUCUUCAGACUAUGGCCUCCAUGUCCUCUGCCCAGAUCGUUUCUGCCACCGCCAUCCACAACAAGCUGGGACUUCCAGGCAUCCCGCGUCCUGCCUUCCCAGGAGCCGCAGGGUUUUGGCAGGGCAUGAUACCGACAGGCCAGCCUGGAUCCUCCCAAGACAUCAAGCCAUUUGCUCAGCAAGCGUACCCCAUCCAGCCAGCAGUCACAACUACAAUCUCAAGUUAUGAGCCUCCGACAGCGCCGGCGCCCACAGUUCCUGCCUGGCAAGGCCGAUCCAUUGGCACAUCUAAACUCAGACUGGUGGAGUUCUCUGCUUUUCUUGAGCACCAGAGAGAUCCUGAUUCUUAUAACAAGCAUCUUUUUGUGCACAUCGGUCAGACAAAUCAUUCUUACAAUGAUGCCCUGCUGGAGUCUGUGGACAUUCGUCAGAUUUACGACAAAUUCCCUGAGAAAAAAGGAGGGCUGAAGGAAUUGUUCGGCAAGGGUCCUCAGAAUUCAUUCUUUCUCAUAAAGUUCUGGGCCGACUUGAACUGCAACAUUCAGGAUGAGACCGGAGCUUUCUAUGGAGUGACCAGUCAGUAUGAGAGCCCGGAGAACAUGACCAUCACCUGCUCCACAAAAGUGUGCUCGUUCGGCAAACAGGUGGUGGAGAAAGUGGAGACGGAGUACGCUCGCUUCGAGAAUGGCCGUUUUGUGUACCGAAUAAGUCGGUCUCCCAUGUGUGAAUACAUGAUCAACUUCAUCCACAAACUCAAACACCUGCCAGAGAAGUACAUGAUGAACAGCGUCCUGGAGAACUUCACCAUCUUAUUGGUGGUAACAAACAGAGACACACAGGAGACCCUGCUGUGCAUGGCCUGUGUGUUCGAAGUGUCAAACAGCGAACACGGAGCCCAGCAUCACAUCUACAGACUAGUGAAGGAAUGAAGCAGCUCUUUCACACAGACUCUGGACCUCAGUACAGUGGCAGUGCCUCUAGCUCAACACUCACUCAAGAUGAUUUUACGUCACGUUUGGGUGAUGCUUCUAAUUAUAUAUAUAUAUAUAUAUAUAAAUAUAUAUUUUUUCUUUAUUAAUAUGUGUUUGACGUUUAACUGCAGCUGUGAAUCGCGGUACAGUUGUGUUUUGUUUUUAACGUGCGGGAAAGAAUGUCUAAGAAUGCAGAAUCAACGUUCAUUUGUAGACCUAUAAAGCGACAGCAUCAUUCGACUUAAGGGCUGGGUUGAGUUUCACUGAAUCAAUCAAACGCCAUCAUUUCAGUUUUUUUUAUUCUGAAAGGUACACAGAUGCAUACAAGUGCAGCCUUAAAUGUGUGUGUGUGUCAGUGAGAUGUUGAUGUACAGUGGGAACGGAAAGUAUUCAGACCCCCUUACAAUUGUCACUCUUAAUUAUAUUGCAUCCAUUUGCUAAAAUCAUUUAAGUUCAUUUUUUUCCUCUAUAAUUUGCACACAGCAGCCCAUAUUGACAGAAAAAAACACAGAAUAAUUGACUCUUAAAGAUUUAUUAAAAAAGAAAACUGAAAUAUCACAUGGUCCUACGUGUUCAGAUCUUUCGCUCAGUAUUUAGUAGAAGCACCCUUUUGAUUUAAUGCAGCCAUGAGUCUUUUUGGGAAAGAUGCAACAAGUUUUGCACAUAUGGAUUUGGGGAUCCUCUGCCAUUCCUCCUUGCAGAUCUUCUUCGGUUCUGUCAGGCUGGAUGGCAAAUAUUGGUGGACAGCUGUUACGUAGCGAAUUGCACCACGCUACGCACUUAAGGAUAAGGAUGACCGUCUAUUAAAAGAGGUCACCCGGAGUCCCAGUUUCUGCUCCCCAAGCAAAUACCCGUCAACCCUCUUGUUUUUCCCGGGAUUCUCCCGUAUUUUACAGUUCUAUCCCGCUAUCAUCCAGUAAAGGUAUUUUCCCAUAUUUCUCCAGUAUUUUCAGUCUUUCAAUGAAACGGUGGCAAGAAACAUUUAAGAGCCGAGCCUCCCUAUACGCAACCCAUACCACCGAACCACCAGGGGCCGCCACUUGCUCUUCAAUGUGAGUCUGUUCAGUGCUUUUGCUUCGUUUAGGCACAAAAACACUGAGAAAUAAAAAAAAAAGGUGCGAUUCCCUUUCUUUUUAUUACAGGAGCCGUCACCCCUCCUAUACAAUCCUCAAAACAGUCAUAUAAUGGUGCAUGACUGUCAGCUGACAGGCUCUAUAGUGAUGAAUAGACGCUGAAUCCCAAACAGAUUCUGUACACGCAAUUUGAAGCGGAGCGACAGUCUGGCUUUUGGGUGCAUGUAUGACCAGACAUAUACACAUAAUUAAUAAUGAUAAUUAUAAUAAUAUCAAAACAUGUCGAUCUUGGUGUUUUUUUUGUUUGUUUUUUUUAAACACAACUAAUUUUAUCUUAAAUGAGCGUAAAAAGUUAGGAAAGCAGUCGAAUGCCUUCAUUCUCUUAUUAUGGUGGGUAUAUCCCUUAUUUUCACAUGCCAAUGUUGACAGGUAUGCAAGCACGCACACACAGGCCAAGUUGUCAAAAAAGGGUAACAGAUUUAUUAAGCAAAUAUUUCCAGUAUCAAAACAAGGGAACAAAAGGCCAAAACAACAAA
Messenger RNA from Danio rerio (zebrafish), 3477 nucleotides. Lineage: Eukaryota; Metazoa; Chordata; Actinopteri; Cypriniformes; Danionidae. The record is from RefSeq and is a predicted model, not a curated record.